AUGAAGUGCGACAAGUUGAAGGCCUUAAAUUUGGGAAACAAUAAUUUCACUAAUAGCAUUCCAGCAUCCAUUGGAUCUUUGACUCUUCUUAAGUCUUUGCACUUAUACUACAACAAAUUCUUUGGGAACUUAACAUCGUCUGUGAGAAAUUGUGAAAAGUUGGUGACAAUUGAUGUUGCUGAAAAUGAGUUUUCUGGAAGCAUACCUUCAUGGAUAGGACAUAGAUGUUCAAGCUUGAUGAUUCUCAGUCUUUGCACAAAUAAUUUCCAUGGUCACAUUCCGGAAGAACUUUGUGCUCUAACUUCACUCCAAAUCUUAGACCUUUCUCAUAACAAGCUAUUUGGACAUAUACCUAGAUGUGUUAAAAAUUUGAGUGCCAUGGCCACAAAAAAUAAUUCAAAUCACCAAAUGAAUUUUAAUUUGUCAACAUAUUUUUAUGGUGAAGCUGUCCCACUUGAAAGUGCAUUGCUUGUGAUAAUGGGGAAAAUUCGUGAGUAUAGCACCAUUCUUCAAUUGGUAAAAAGUAUAGACUUUUCCAUGAAUAGUAUAUCGGGAGAGAUCCCCAAAGAAGUCACUAGUCUCCAAGGAUUACAGUCAUUGAAUUUGUCAUAUAAUCUCUUGAUUGGAAGUAUUCCGGAGAAUGUAGGUUUUAUGGGAUCACUAGAAUCUAUUGAUUUCUCUGUGAACCAACUUUCAGGUCAAAUUCCCUUAAGCAUAUCAAGUUUGACAUUUUUAAAUCAUCUAAACUUGUCAUACAAAAAUUUGAUUGGAAAAAUCCCUUUAAUCACUCAACUACAGAGCCUCAAUGCAUCUAGUUUUUUUGGAAACAAGCUUUGUGGACUACCACUUACUGAUAAUUGUUCUAAAAAUGGUGGAAAACCCAACAAUGAAAACAAAGGGAGUAAAUACACCGGUGGUGUUGAAGUGGAUUGGUUCUAUGUGAGUAUGGCACUUGGUUUUGUGAUUGGGUUUUGGAUUGUAGUCCAUACCAAUCCAUCAGUCAAGGUUUUUGACAAUCAUUGCACAGUUUAA
This is a messenger RNA of Quercus robur (English oak), 1032 nucleotides long. Its product is annotated as receptor-like protein EIX2. Bases 1 to 1032 code for a protein of 343 amino acids. The transcript is spliced from 2 exons. Lineage: Eukaryota; Viridiplantae; Streptophyta; Magnoliopsida; Fagales; Fagaceae. The record is from RefSeq and is a predicted model, not a curated record. Gene Ontology annotation, molecular function: protein binding.